Molecule: messenger RNA, 864 nt
Organism: Pseudomassariella vexata
Lineage: Eukaryota; Fungi; Ascomycota; Sordariomycetes; Amphisphaeriales; Pseudomassariaceae
Product: putative methyltransferase-domain-containing protein
Exons: 2
Coding region: 1-864 (287 amino acids)
Cellular component (GO): nucleolus
Molecular function (GO): rRNA (adenine) methyltransferase activity
Source: RefSeq, a predicted model, not a curated record
AUGGGAAUCAAGAAGAAGGAACGCAGCCGGAAUUUAGCAGCAGGACGCCCACCAACGCUUCAAAGGCCAAAAUCAAUCUCACGAAAAGCUACCAAGGCGUUGAUCAACUCUCAUCACAUCCUGGGGAAGAGGAAAGCACAGGCACUGGCAAAGGGAAAUCAUGCCGAGGUCGCGGCGAUUAAUGCGGAAAUUUCUGCCCUAGGUGGCCUUGAGAGGUAUCAGCAAGCCAGUCUUCAGGGACAACGAAUCGAUCGUGGUGGUGACAGCUCCAGGGUACUGAUGGAGUGGUUGAAUCCAGUUCAAUCGAUGUUGAAGGAUUUGCCAAAUGGACCACUGAGAAUGCUCGAGGUUGGGGCUCUAAGCACCACAAAUCAAUGUUCCAAGAGCGGCGUCUUUGCCAUGCACCGGAUCGAUCUGAACAGCCAAGGAGAAGGUAUCCUACAGCAAGACUUCAUGGAGAGGCCACUUCCAAAGGAUGACUCGGAACGAAUCGACAUCAUUAGUCUAUCACUUGUACUGAACUUUGUCCCAGACGCUCACGUCCGCGGCCGAAUGUUACAGAGGACACUCGAAUUUCUCAAAGAGCCUAACCGGCACGCAAAUCCCGAGUUGAAUGAGUUUUUCCCCAGUCUGUUCUUGGUAUUACCUGCGCCUUGUGUCACCAACUCACGUUACAUGGAUGAGACUCGAUUGGAAGCAAUUAUGGUCGCAUUGGGCUAUGUCAAGGUCAAAUCCAAAAUGACGCAGCGGUUGGUAUACUAUCUCUGGGCGAAGAAAACUGCAGCAUGCGACACGGCUUUUGCGAAAACCCAAGUCCGGACCGGAACAGCUAGGAACAACUUCUCGAUUGUGCUCCGUGUAUAA